AUGAUAUCUGAAGCUCAGCUUAGCACCACAUUUUACUCCACUAGCUGUCCCAACGUGUCGAAUAUUGUUUCUAGUACACUCAGUCAAGCUUUAUCCAACGAUCCGCGCGUUGGCGCUAGCAUCGUUCGUCUCCAUUUCCACGAUUGCUUCGUUCAGGGAUGUGAUGGAUCGGUUUUAUUGGACGACAACACGACGAAUUCAAUACAGAGCGAGAAAAACGCGGGUCCGAAUGCGAACUCGGCGCGUGGAUUUGAUGUUGUGGACAAUAUAAAGGCCGCCCUGGAGCAGGCGUGCCCUGGCGUCGUGUCGUGUGCGGACAUUCUUGCCCUUGCUUCUCAAGCUGCCGUAUCUCUAGCGGGAGGUCCGUCGUGGGCCGUACCGUGCGGCAGGAAUGAUAGCAGAACUGCAAACAUGGCAUUAGCGAACACAGCAAUUCCAUCACCGUCCGAUACCAUAACUAAUAUCAACACUAAGUUUGCUAAUGUUGGUCUCAACACUAACGACUUUGUCGCAUUAUCAGGGGCCCACACGUUCGGGCGAGCACAAUGCUCGUUUUUCUUCAACAGGCUGUACAAUUUCAGCGGGACGGGACAGCCGGACCCGACUCUGAAUUCGACCUACCUGACGACGCUAAGGCAAGUGUGCCCGCAAAACUUGGCCAACUUGACGUCGGUGGUGACGGACUUGGACCCGUCGAGCCGGGACACUUUCGACACCGGGUAUUACUCGAACCUGCUAACGGGUCAGGGGCUACUGCAGUCGGAUCAAGAGCUGUUCUCGAAUUCGACCUCGCAGAUAAGUGGGCUUGUGCAGCAGUUUAGCAGCAACAGCAAUGCAUUUUUCCGGAGCUUUGCGGCGUCCAUGGUGAAGAUGGGGAAUAUUGUAUCGGGUCAGAGUGGAGAAAUCAGGGCAAAUUGCAGGGUGAUCAAUUAA
Molecule: messenger RNA, 933 nt
Organism: Striga hermonthica
Lineage: Eukaryota; Viridiplantae; Streptophyta; Magnoliopsida; Lamiales; Orobanchaceae
Source: the annotation of a GenBank genome assembly